UCCCAGCGUCGUUCAGCACAUCGUCAUCUUCGUGCAAAGGCGGCAUCUAACUCGCCGUAUUUGCAGCCCGCUUUUGCACCCGCUUUAGAUUUUCCCACGAUGCUACUAGUACAGUAGCAUGACCAGGAUGCGGGGAGGAUCUCUCGGCUCUGGCGAUACUGCUGUUGGCAGGCAACUACCUUGUCUUUCGAAACUGCCACCGAACUCGCCGGAGGUUAUUGUCAAGAAUACAAUCAGCGUAAAUGAUCCUGCUUCUAUUCUUGUCCAGCAUAGAGAUGAUCGCCGCCGCCAGUUCAACAGUCUAGUCCGCAGAUAUAAACACCAAAUUCUUUACGGAUGCGAAAAUCCGGAAUGCCGAACUCCUACUUGUUUGAGUUAUCAGAAGAAGGCGACGGAUGGGCCAUUUCGACAGUACACAGAUCUAAGCGCACGUACACUGGCCUGCUACCUAGCAAGCCAGGAUAAUGCGGAUAGGGGACUAUGCCGCAAUCCACCACGACCUCCCAGUGAUUUUCCACCAGUGCAUUCGUCCCAUCGCCAUCGACAUCACAGGGACAAUACGAUUGAUGCGCAGCCAAUAGCCAACCCCCCUGGCGGCGAAAUUCACCCUUCCUCACUUCAAUCCCAAACAUCUGCAGAUGCAUCUUCCGAAACAUUAUGUGAGCUCACUGAGAGAUCUACGCAGGGCUCGCUCUUCUCCAAUUCGUCCCGCGCCAAGGAUCCUAAAUCUUUCACACAGAACCUUUUUGAUACGCUGUCGCUACGAAUGGUCGAAUGGCUGCCAUUACGUCAGUCAACCGCAGAGAAUCACCUUUGUGCAAGUCCUACUUUGCAUGGAAGGCGAAAGGUACCGCUGAGUUUUUCGGCGAAUGAGACAGGUUAUAAACAUACCUCCAAUGACCACGGAGGUAAACAACGAACCCAUGCACAUUCUAUCAGCAAUACCACCAUAAGCGAAGUACAAGCGUCUACCAACCGCCAAAGGCGACCUCAGCACUCAGCCCUGGAGGUGAGAGUUUCCGGUCAGCCAGUAAAGCGUGUCUCCCUUGAACAAGUCGAACCGUGGCUACAAACACCACGAGCCACAAGUGAGAACAAGCCAAAAGUUAGCCGUAUACCGAGUUCCAAGUCCACUCCAUCAAAAGGCUUAUCACAGCAGCCGUUCUUCCCUCCUCCCGCGCUCAAACACCGUUCAAAGAAAAGCAAUCAAACAAUUCAUAAUUCUCAGAAAAAAUCAAGUAACCCACGACGAGUUUCCUGGGAUGGAUCUAAGUUCCCUAAAGAAUUAUCUCAUACUAGAGAAAACAGUGAUGAAAUGGUGAAGUUGGAAGAAACAUCCGAAGAUCUCUCUCCUUAUGUUACGCCUCCACAUUUUCGACAGAAUGAUGACAGCACAUCGGAUUCAACGUCUACAGUGCAAACUGUCAGUCAUCUAUCAACGGAUAUUGUUGAUGGCUUGUAUAAAUUACUUGCUGACAACGAAGAUGAUGCCCAAAGAUGGAAGGAAGAAGUCGAUAAUAUGAAUAUUCAAGGAAGGUCCGACAACUAUCAAUGGCGGUUUGCCUCAGUUCGCCAACGCGAAGUGUAUCCUUUCGUGGCACAGUCUAUAUACUAUGGGCUGAGUAGCAGUCAACAAUUGCUUCAGUCAUUUCGAGGAAAUCUUCCUCCGUUACACGAAGGUCACGACACCACAGAACCUACCACGAUUGAUUUGCAUGCUUUAGAAUCUACUCUUCGAAAACUACACGAGAUUUGCCCGUGGGAACUGAUUUUGAAUAGUUUGUGGAGUUCUUUAGAGCGAUUGUUUAUACCACCUAAAAACCUUCCGCUUAUGCUCCGAAAUAGCAGACGUAUGUCUCAAUAUAUGACAGGAAAUCGAUCUCCAAUUUCAUCCCGGCCAACGCCACCGAUUUCCGAAGAACCAUUAUCCGACAUAGAUGCGGCUCAUAUGCUGACCGUCGUCUUUUUUGUCUUGAUUACCUUCCUACCCAAGGUUGACUCACAAACUUGGAGAGGUAUUCAGGAGGUGCGUGAAGCAGGAAUUGUUUUACCUAGCGCCCAACUGCAAAAACUACCUCUUCACAACUCCGAGGUACUUCUAGAUACUACUGACAAGUUGGAAAACGACCUAGCCCUUCGACUUGUUCGUCGUCUUGUGCGCGCUCUUGCUGCUCGGUUAGCGUUCUACGAAAUAUCAAAGACCAGAUCCAUUCCGGCAUCAGACAUUAAACAGAAACGGCCUCCGAGUGUGUUAGAACUACUAUUUAACAAUCUGUGUGGGCAGUAUGAGACCUUGCAAAAAGUCGCCGAGCAGAAUAUUCAGCCUUCAGUCAUAGAAAGUCCCAUUAGAGCAUCCGUUAUGGUGGAAUGGCUUCGCACACUAUUUCUAAAAGAAUGGGAUGGCAAGCCUGAAAUUUUGAGAUCUGGAACUGCGGGUGGAGCCGUGCAGAUAUUGUCAUCCUUGUAUAAAGACCGAAGACGGCUUGGACUCGAAGCAGAAGAUUUUCAUACUGCUUUCUUGUCAGAAAGGCUCGAUCCGAUGGAGAUGCCUGUUGAAUGGCUUGGUAGAACGGCCAGCAACAACAAAAAAUUGCAUCUUCUAUCAUUCACCUUUCUUUUCCCGCCAGCCGCACUGGUAAAAUAUUUCCGCGCCAUCAAUUAUACGGCCAUGUCUAAGGCAUACGAAGCAGGAAUGAUUGCUCAACGGCAAGCGAGUCAGACCGCUUUCAACCGCACUAUACAAAUUGCUGAUGAGAUAAGUCUGUUGGCCCGCUUACACACCUCAAUGACACAGUACUUCAUCAUCUCCGUCCGCCGGAACCAUGCCAUUGUCGAUGCUUUCAAUCAAAUAUGGCGUCGCGAGAGGCGGGAACUGAUGCGUCCUCUGAAAGUCAAGAUGGGAAUGGAUUUGGGAGAAGAAGGGGUCGAUCUCGGCGGCGUGCAACAAGAGUUCAUGACUUUGGUCUUCGCUGAGGCACUUGAUCCUGAUCAUGGACUCUUCACAGUGGACACUCGUACCCAUAUGGCGUGGUUCCAGCCGUGCUCGCUAGAAGGGUUGGAACACUUCGAGCUGAUUGGCAUUUUGAUGUCACUAGCUAUUUACAAUGGUCUCACACUUCCUAUCACCUUACCUACGGCCUUUUACCGCAAACUUCUGGGUCUGAAGGUAAAGCACAUAGAUCAUAUCCGUGAUGGAUGGCCCGACCUUGCAAAAGGAUUGGAGAGUCUUCUUUCAUGGAGCGAUGGCGAUGUUAGUGACAUUUUUAUGAGAAGUUACGAAUUUAGUUUUGAGGCAUUCGGCAGUGUCAAGGCGGUAGACAUGAAACAAAUUGGCCGAGAUGCAAAUUGGCCGUUGGCCCCUCUCUCUCGCGAACGAACACGGAGCAAUGCUUCCGAGUACUCUACCACCCCUAAAACAGAAUAUUCAAAGGGCAAUAUCAACGUCCCACAAGGCAAAAAUGAUUCGGAAUCGUUUCAAAAUGGAAUACUCAAGGGGGCCGCCUAUGCUACACCAUUGCCAACGCCUUCCUAUCAACAAACGGAUGAGCCCAUUUUGGUUACCAACGAGAAUCGAGAGCAAUAUGUCAAAGACUAUAUAUUCUGGCUAACCGACAAGUCCAUAAGACCUCAAUUCGAAGCCUUUUCUCGGGGCUUCUUUACCUGCCUCGACCGUUUGUCUCUGUCGAUAUUCACCCCGGAGGCUCUUCGAACACUGGUAGAAGGCAUUCAAGAGUACAAUAUGGAUGAGCUACAGCGCUACGCUACCUAUGAUGGCGGCUGGGACGCGGAUCAUCCUCUGAUUAUGGCGUUUUGGGAUAUUGUCAAGCUGUAUUCGCGCGAGCAGAAAGCACGCCUUCUAGAGUUUGUCACCGCCAGUGAUCGUAUUCCGGUCAAUGGCAUCUCCAGCAUCAACUUCGUGAUUCAAAGAAACGGAUCAGGAGACGACCGCCUUCCAACCAGCUAUACCUGCUACGGCCGGUUGCUAUUGCCAGAAUACACAGGGUCCAAGGCUUUGGAGGAAAAUCUAGACAUGGCGCUGAAGAACUCACGCGGAUUCGGCAAUUUCUAGGCCAUUUUGCAUUUCAGGCAGGGUUUUGUUUGCUAUUGAGGCAUCUCGAUUUCUUAGCAUGUAUUUAUUAUCUAGCUACGAGAACAUCUGGAGCAGGGGUGUAGAUAUUGGACGACUGCAUAUACACAUCUCAAUAAUUAUUCCGCCUAACCAUUAUUAUUGAAAGCAUUUCCUCGAAUAGACUGGCCCUGGCUUAGUAAAGGAUGACUCACUCCGAAACCCUCCCGCCGAGACGCGGCCCUGACAGCAAAAUCACCC
This is a messenger RNA of Talaromyces proteolyticus, 4327 nucleotides long. Its product is annotated as HECT domain protein. Bases 119 to 4069 code for a protein of 1316 amino acids. The transcript is spliced from 3 exons. Gene Ontology annotation, molecular function: ubiquitin protein ligase activity. The record is from RefSeq and is a predicted model, not a curated record. Gene Ontology annotation, biological process: protein polyubiquitination. NCBI's taxonomy places the organism in Eukaryota, Fungi, Ascomycota, Eurotiomycetes, Eurotiales, Trichocomaceae.